Messenger RNA from Vombatus ursinus (common wombat), 8511 nucleotides. RefSeq names its product multiple epidermal growth factor-like domains protein 8. Gene Ontology annotation, molecular function: calcium ion binding; protein binding. NCBI's taxonomy places the organism in Eukaryota, Metazoa, Chordata, Mammalia, Diprotodontia, Vombatidae. Bases 1 to 6804 code for a protein of 2267 amino acids. The transcript is spliced from 32 exons. The record is from RefSeq and is a predicted model, not a curated record.
AUGGGGGAUUGGGGCUGCUAUGGAAGGGGUGGGGGUUUGUGGGGGGUGAUGGGGAUCCUGGGAGGAGCCCAGGCUGAGAUGCAAGCCCGAGGCUUAGCCCUCCACUUCCUCCCUGUCCUGUCCCGCCACCAUCAGUACCAUCUGGAUUACUGCUCCAUGUACACAGAGCACAGUGUCUGUGCCAGGGACCCCGAGUGCAGCUGGUGCCAAGGAGCCUGCCAGGCUGCCCCGCCCCCUGGGAGCCCGCCUGGAGCCUGCCCAGCAGCUGGCUGCCUAGGCCUGGCCCGCCUUCUGGGUGACUGCCAGGCCUGCCUGGCGUUCAGUGGUGCCGUCCCCCCACCUCGCGGGCCUGGGGCCCUGGGCUGGUGCGUCCACAAUGAGAGCUGCCUUCCCCGGCCUGAGCAGGCUCGAUGCCGAGGGGAGCAGAUUUCUGGCACCGUGGGCUGGUGGGGGGCAGCCCCUGUCUUUGUUACAACUCUGGAUGCCUGUGUUACUCAGAGUUUCCUGCCUGGCCUACACCUGCUCACCUUCCAGCAGCCCCCCAAUGCCUCCCAGCCUGACAAGGUCUCAAUUGUCCGUAGCACAACCAUCACUCUGUCACAGACGUCCAACACAGAGUCAGAUGUGUCCCUCGUCUACCGGGGCUUCAUCCACCCGCUGCUGCCUGGGGGACCUGGCGGCUCAGGCGCUGACGAUGUCGUCGUGUGGGCCCGGGCCCAGAGGUUGAGGGUCCUGGCGCGGAUGGCCCGGGGACCCGAUAGUCAGCACAUGGAGGAAGUGGGGCGCUGGGUAGCCCAGCAGGAUAAGGAGAUACGGAGGCUCCAGCGCCCUGGCUCGGCCCGCCUCUUCCCUCUCCCUGGCCGUGGCCACAAGUAUGCCGUGGAGAUCCAGGGUCAGCUGAAUAGCUCUGCGGGCUCUGGGAACAGCGAGCUCACCCUGCUGUGGGACCGGACCGGCGUGCCUGGGGGCAGCGAGAUCUCCUUCUUCUUCCUGGAGCCCUUCCGCUCGUCGGCUUGUACCUCCUAUACCUCCUGCCUGGGCUGCCUGGCGGACCAGGGCUGCGGCUGGUGCCCGCUCAGCGCUUCCUGCCUCCUUCGCCAAGAUGGUGCACGCUGCAGUGGGGGUGGGGCCCUGCUGGUGCUGGCCCCAGCCCUCUGCCCACUCUGCGAGGAGCACCGUGACUGCCACGCCUGUGCCCAGGAUCCUUUCUGUGAGUGGCAGCAGAGUCUGAGCCGGAAAGGAGAUGCCACAUGCAGCCGCCGGGGCCGGGCUGGGUCAGCUGUGAGGAGCCCCUCCAACUGCCCCCCACUCUGUAACCAGCGACACUCCUGUGAGACGUGCCUGGCCAACUCUAGCCAGUGUGCCUGGUGCCAGUCUACACAGACCUGCUUUCUCUUUGCUGCCUACCUUGCCCGCUAUCCUCAUGGGGGCUGCCGGGGCUGGGAUGACAGUGUCCACUCGGAGCCACGAUGUAUGAGCUGUGCACGUUUCCUUUCCUGCCACGAUUGCCUGCAGAGCCAUGAGUGUGGCUGGUGUGGGAAUGAGGACAACCCGACCCUGGGCAGGUGCCUCCCAGGAGACUUCUCAGGACCAAUGGGGGGCAGUCCCUGCUCCCUGGGAGCCGGGGAGGGGCUGCCUCCAGGGCUUCCUGCCCACUGGUCGUAUGCCCAGUGCCCAGAUGUGGAUGAGUGCCGCCUGGGCCUGGCACGGUGCCACCCGCUGGCAUCCUGCCUGAACACACCAAUCAGCUACGAAUGUCAUUGUGGGCACGGUUACCAUGGUGAUGGGGUCACCCACUGCAACCAGACUUGCCUGGAGGACUGUGGUCAUGGCACGUGUAGUGGGCCCCCUGACUUCACUUGUGUGUGCGACCUGGGCUGGACCUCGGAUCCCCCCCUGCCCACGCCUGCCCCUGGGCCUCCUGCCCCUCUCUGCUCCCGAGACUGUGGUUGUAACUUCCACAGCUACUGCUACACCCAGGGGCCCGGCAUCUGUGACGAGUGUCAGGAUUGGACCUGGGGUGAGCGGUGUGAGCGGUGCAGGCCAGGCAGCUUUGGCGAUGCCACGGGACCCAGUGGCUGUCAGCCCUGUCAGUGCAAUGGGCAUGGGGACCCCCAGCAGGGCCACUGCGAUGGCCACACUGGCCUGUGCUUCUGCCAGGACCACACCGAGGGAGCGCACUGUGAGCUCUGCACAGCCGGUUACUACGGAGACCCUCGGGCUGGGGGCUCUUGUUUCCGGGAGUGUGGGGGCAGAGCCCUCCUCACCAAUGUGUCAUCCGUGGCGCUGGGCUCCCGCCGAGCAGGGGGACCCCCCCAAGUGGGCAGUCAAGCUGGGCCUGGGCUGGCCUACUGUGUGUGGGUGGUGUCAGCCUCUGAAAACUUGGAGCCCUGCCGGCCUGGGGUUCCCUGCCCCCCACUGACCCUCACCUUCUCCCCAGACAGCAGCACCCCUUGCACACUGAGCUACGUUCUGGCCUUCGAUGGUUUCCCACGAUUCCUGGACACGGGCAUUGUGCAGUCUGACCGGAGCCUCAUUGCAGCUUUUUGUGGCCAGCGACGGGACCGGCCACUCACUGUGCAGGCGCUCUCAGGGCUGCUGGUCCUACACUGGGAGGCAAACGGCUCAUCCUCGUGGGGUUUCAAUGCAUCUGUGGGCUCUGGCCGCUGUGAGAUGGGGCCAGGGGGCCCUGGGAGCUGCCCAGCUCCCCAGGAGUGUGUCCCUGAAGAAGCAGGAGGAGGUGGGGCCGGCCGCUGCUGCUGCCCCCCAGGCUGGGCUGGCCCUGCCUGCACCCUCGCCCUGUGCCCUGGGAACUGCUCUGCCCACGUUGGGGGCGGCGUCUGCAACCAGAGUUUAGGAUUGUGCAUCUGCUUUGAGGGUUUUGGGGGCGCAGACUGUGCCACACAUCUGGAUGGGGGGCAGCUUGUCUGGGAGACGCUCCUGGACAGCCGGCUCUCUGCUGACACGGCGAGCCGCUUCCUUCACCGUCUGGGCCACACCAUGGUCGAGGGGCCUGACUCUACCUUGUGGAUGUUUGGGGGUCUGGGUCUGCCUCAGGGGCUGUUGGGAAACCUGUACAGGUACUCGGUGGGGGAGCGGCGCUGGACCCAGAUGCUGGCUGGCUCCGAGGAUGGGGGGCCUGGGCCCGCACCCCGUUUGUUCCACGCGGCCGCCUACGUGCCCGCUGGCCGUGGCGCCAUGUACUUACUGGGUGGCCUCACGGCGGCGGGGGUCGCCCGGGACUUCUGGGUCCUCAACCUCACCACAUUGCAGUGGCGCCAGGAGAAGACCCCGCAGGCCCUGCUGCUGCCCGCCGUGGCAGGACACACGCUGACCUCCCGGCGAGGCUUGUCCCUGCUGCUCAUUGGGGGAUAUUCUCCCGAAAACGGUUUCAACCAACAACUCCUGGAGUAUCAGCUGACGAUGGGCACGUGGCUGGCCGGGCCCUCGAGUGGGACGCCACCCACUGGCCUUUACGGUCACUCAGCGGUCUACCACGAGGCCACAGACUCGCUGUACGUCUUUGGUGGCUUCCGCUUUCACGUCGAGCUGGCCGCCCCGUCCCCGGAGCUCUACUCCCUGCACUGCCCUGACCGCACCUGGAGCCUGCUGGCCCCUUCCCAGGGGGCAAAGCCCAGGCCCCGGCUGUUCCACGCGGCAGCCCUGCUCGGGGACACCAUGGUGGUCCUGGGUGGCCGCUCGGAGCCGGACGAGUUCAGCAGCGAGGUCCUGUUGUACCAGGUCAACUGCAACGCCUGGCUGCUGCCCAACCUGACCCGUCCAGCCUCUGUGGGGCCCCCGAUGGAGGAGUCCGUGGCCCAUGCCGUGGCGGCUGUGGGGGGCCGCCUCUAUAUCUCUGGGGGCUUUGGUGGGGUGGCCCUGGGGCGCCUGCUGUCACUGAGCUUGCCCUCGGACCCCUGUCACUUGGUGCACUCCCCUGAGGCCUGUAACGCCUCAGGUGCCUGUAGCUGGUGCCAUGGAGCAUGCCUGUCAGGAGAACAGGCCCACAGGCUGGGCUGCAGCAGCCCCUCCUGCUCCCCCAUGCCCCGCACAUCAGAGGAGUGCCGCCGCCUGCGCACCUGCAGCGAGUGCCUCGCCCGCCACCCCCGCACCCUGAGGUUGGGGGAAGGGGAAGAGGCCGCCCCGCCGCGGUGUAAGUGGUGCACCAACUGUCCAGAGGGCGCCUGCAUUGGCCGCAACGGCUCGUGCACCUCGGAGAAUGACUGCCGCAUCAACCAGCGCGAGGUGUUCUGGGCCGGAAACUGCUCAGAGGCUGCGUGUGGGGCGGCUGACUGCGAACAGUGCACACAGGAGGGCAAGUGCAUGUGGACGCGCCAGUUCAAGCGCACUGGGGAGACCCGCCGCAUCCUCUCGGUGCAGCCCACCUACGACUGGACCUGCUUCAGCCACUCGCUGCUCAACGUGUCCCCGAUGCCCGUGGAGUCGUCCCCUCCCAUGCCCUGCCCCACGCCCUGCCACCGCCUCGCCAACUGCUCCUCCUGCCUAGACUCCAAGGGCGCCGACGGGGGCUGGCAGCACUGUGUCUGGAGCAGCAGCCUCCAACAGUGUCUGAGCCCAUCUUUUCUACCUCUGCGCUGCCUGGCAGGGGGCUGUGGGCGGCUGCUGCGAGGGGCAGAAAGCUGCUCCCUGGGCUGUGGCAAUGCCCGCCAAUGUGCCCUCUGCCUUCGACGCCCACACUGUGGCUGGUGUGCCAGGGGAGAUCCUGGCCAGGACGGGGCAGGACUGUGUAUGGAGGGUGGCCUCAGCGGACCCCGAAAUGGGCUGACAUGCGGGCAUGGCGAUCCUAAGGCCUCCUGGGCCUUCCUGUCUUGUCCUCCUGAGAACGAGUGUGUCAAUGGACACCAUGACUGCAACGAGACCCAGAACUGUCACGACCGGCCUCAUGGCUACGAGUGUACCUGCAAGACCGGCUACACCAUGGACCAUGUGCGGGGCCAGUGCCGCCCAGUCUGUGCCCAGGGCUGUGUGAAUGGCUCCUGUGUGGAGCCCGACCGCUGUCUCUGCCACUUUGGGUUUGUUGGCCGUAACUGUUCGACUGAGUGUCGUUGCAACAGGCACAGCAACUGUGAUGGCGUAGGGGCCCGGGACCGCUGCCUUGAGUGCCAUAACAAUACUGCGGGUCCCCACUGUGAACGUUGCCGGCCACUGUUUGUGGGCUCAGCCCUGGGAGGUGGAACCUGCCGCCCCUGCCGAGCUUUCUGCAGAGGGAAUAGUGACAUCUGUGUCUCUGAGAAGGAGUUAGAAAUGUCCCGUGACGAUCCCGAGACAUACCCCCUGGAUCCUGAGGAGAUUGAGAAGUGGGUGUCCGAGGGGCCGAGCGAGGACGAGGCCGUGUGUGUGAACUGUCAGAACAACAGCUACGGAGACAAGUGCCAGCGCUGCCUGGAAGGGUAUUUCCUUCUGGACGGCCGGUGUACCAAGUGUCAGUGUAACGGCCAUGCAGACACCUGCAAUGAAGAUGGGACGGGCUGUCCCUGCCAGAAUAACACGGAGACAGGCACCUGCCAGGGGAGCUCCCCCAGCGACCGCCGUGACUGCUAUAAGUACCAGUGCGCCAAGUGCCGGGAGUCUUUUCAUGGCAGCCCCCUGGGGGGCCAGCAGUGUUACCGGCUGAUCUCAGUGGAGCAGGAGUGUUGCCUGGACCCCACCUCCCAGACCAAUUGCUUCCACGAGCCCAAACGCCGGGCCCUCGGCCCCGGGCGCACCGUGCUCUUUGGGGUCCAGCCAAAGUUCACCAACGUAGAUAUCCGCCUGACGCUGGAUGUGACCUUUGGUGCUGUCGACCUCUACGUUUCCACAUCUUACGACACCUUUGUGGUCCGUGUGGACCCAGACACCGGAGUCCACUCUGUCCACAUCCAGCCACCUCCACCAGCCCCACCCCCUAUGGCUGCGGAGGCGGGGCUGCGAGCAGGCGAGGUGGGCGCUGGGGGGCCUGGUCCGCCCCCAGAGCCUCGGAUCCGGGAGGUGCGGCCACGGGGGCUCAUCACCUACGUGACUGUGAUCGAGCCUGCCGCCGUGCUGGUGGUGCGUGGGGUGCGGGACCGGCUCGUCAUCACCUACCCCCACGAGCAGCAUGCCCUCAAGUCCAGCCGCUUUUACCUGCUCCUGCUGGGCGUCGGGGACCCCACGGCGCCUGGCGCCAAUGGCUCUGCAGACUCCCAGGGCCUCCUCUUCUUCCGCCAAGACCAGGCCCACAUCGAUCUCUUUGUCUUCUUCUCUGUCUUCUUCUCCUGCUUCUUCCUCUUCCUGUCGCUCUGUGUCCUGCUCUGGAAGGCCAAGCAGGCCCUGGACCAGCGGCGCGAACAGCGGCGACAUCUGCAGGAGAUGACCAAGAUGGCCAGCCGCCCUUUUGCCAAGGUCACAGUCUGCUUCCCGCCUGACCCGGCCGUUAGCGUCCCCUGGAAAACGAGUAGUGUGGGCCUCCCACCCCCUGCCUUCCGCCGCUCGGAGCCUUUCCUGGCCCCGCUGCUGUUGACUGGGGGUGGGGGGCCUUGGGGAGCUGGCAGUGGGGGCUGCUGCCCUGUGGCCCUGAGGGCCGGGCCCAUCACUCUGGAGCCCACAGAGGACGGCAUGGCAGGGGUUGCUACACUCCUGCUGCAGCUACCUGGUGGCAUCUACACCCCGAACAGGGCCUGCCUGGGCUCCGCCCUGGUCACCCUGCGGCACCGGCUGCAGGAGUACUGUGGAGGUGGCAGUGGACCUGGGGCCAGUGGACACGGGGCAGGGGGCGGGAGGAAGGGACUGCUGACUCAUGACAACCUCACCAGCAUGUCGCUCUGAGGGCCCGGGGGUGGGGAGGGUCACCCAGCGCUUGCUCCCUGCCCCUCGGCCCCCCACACUCCCAGCCUGUCCCUAGUGGCCAGGCGUUCCGUAAACCCCCGGCUCAUCUUUGGUUUGCUGACACCCUUCCCGUCAGCCCCGCGUUUGGACUCCACACUGUACCGUGUCAGGCCUCUCUGAGGAGCUAUCCCCUGGGCUCCAGGCCAGGUUUCCAUGCUGAAGGCAGUCUUCCCUCAGGCCCCUCACCCACCCAACGUCUUGAGUCUGUCACCUAUGACCCCCGGCGCCCUAGUGUGACUGGCCCUGGGGUUUCCCAAGCCUUCACUUCCUGGACACUGGACCACCUCGGUUCCCUUGGAAGCCCCUCAGCUUUCUGGGACAAAUCGCAGCGUUUCAGACUUGGGUCCUCCGUGAACAUUUAGUCCGACCCCGCCCCAGCAUGGGGGACCUCACUACCUCUUGAGGCAGGCCAUUCCUGCUGGAAGGAUUUUCCUGACAUCAAGCUGCAUUUGCCCCCUUGCGCCUCCACCCAUCGCUCCUGGUUCUGCCCUCUCUGGCCCAAAAGGACUCCUUUUGCCCCUCUAUUGCAGGACAGCCCUGCAGGUACAUCGAAAUAGCACUCGUGGGUGUCCCCUUCAGCUCGUACCUUCAGCCUGGCCUCUGGAGGGGAGGCACACCCUCUCCAUUCGGGUCACCCUCUCUAUCCACCUCCUUCCUGAGAUGUGUGCAGAGCCGAACCUGCACCCCAGGGUGGCCUCCCUAGCACUCCUCCCCGUGGUCCAGGAAGUACAGCCUGAGGUGGGGGGCUGUGUCACAGCGUCGGCUCACGCUGAGCUUGCUGAGCCAGCUGGGCCUCCCCUCAGCUUGCGAAGUUGUCUCUUUGAUUGGCCCAGUGGGACAUCUCCUGUCCCGCAUGUAGUGAGCGAUUCCUCCCCGCCGUCACUUGGAGGUUCUGUGAGGGCGUCACAUUGAGGCCAACCACAGGCUCCGGGGGCUACCCCAUGGGCUACUCUGGGGUCCAAAGGUCUGUGUCUCUGGAGGGGGGUUGGCCUCCUCUGUCUUGCCCCCCACCCCCCCCCCUUUGCCAGCAUCCCAGCCAGCAAGCUCAUCUCUCCUGGGGGGAACCCUCUGAGUGAAGGAGGACGGGCCCGUGACUGAACUCGUUGCCCCCACUGGUGUCUGGUUGGAAGCUGGAUGUUAAAGGGAAUUCUUGCUCAUCUACAGCUUGAACUGGACAGCCUUUGAAGCCCCUUUCCAGUCCUUAGUAACUCUUUCAGCCUUCUAGCUGCCCAAAUAGCAAUCGAGGCGAUCCUCAUAAAGUGCUUAGCGCAGUGCCAGGCACAUAGCAGAAAUGCUUCUUCCUUGUCCUUCCCAACCAAUGGCUUCAAUAAACUCCCCACUCUCUCUGGUCCCUGUGUCCCUUAACUCAGGACUCCAGGACCUGUCUCUUUUCUCCGAAAUCUUACUUAUCCUUUCCUUCCUGCUCCUGACCCCCCCCCCCCAGCUUUUGAACCCCUCACCCUUUCUCAUCUUUCCCUCCAGGGCCUUGGAAACCAUUCAUUCCCAUAGCUUACUGCCUGCCCCUCCCACCCUACCCAAGUCAGAGGAUUUGGACAGCUUCACUCUUGUGGGCAGGAAGGAGGUCACUGGACUGAUGUGUAUGGGAGGAGGAAACCUUAAAUCACCAAAUAAAACAUUUCCAGGGGA